AUCUGACCACAAUUCUAAAUUCCAGCAUGCAUUAUCAAACUCUUGGUGUAUAUUCUGAGGCUUAUCCAAAAUGAUUACUACUGGGUUUGCAUUAUGUUGGAUGUGCAUUAAGACCUAUCUAUUGAAAAAGGAAUGGGCAUCAUAGCUACAAAUAUUUGUUCUGGGUGAGGGAAUCCUUGGUGAAAGUUAUCCACUUCUUCAAAUCCUGUUUCAAGAUUCAGUCCUUGUUGAUGGUAGAUAAUAUCCUUUGUUUCGGAUCAUGAGGUGGUUCUAUUUUUAUUUGUCAUUGUUAGAGGAGCUGAGGUGUUCCUUGCAAGAUUCUGAAUCCUUCAGAAUUGCCUUCUACUAGAAAUUUCUGGUGGCAGGUUAUGGAUCAAAUUUGUCAAACAGGAAAAGCUGAUUUCAACACCAUCUUUUUGCUUCAAGUAUAUUCCCACUCCUGCAAGAUGAAUACUGCUGACUCGUGUGCAUCAUUAUUGUAGAUAAACGUGUUGCAGAUGAGUUCCUCCUCCUAGAAUCUGUAAUCAGUUCAUCAUUUUUAUUCACUUGUGACUUCUUGGAUUAUUAAAUUUUUUUGUACGAACAUGCAUAUAUUCAAUAUUUGAUAUUGUGUACGAGGCAAAUUUUGCAGAUUACAACCUGAUACUUCUAUUGGUAGUGGUAAGCUUGUAGUGUUUCUGUAGCAGACACGUUUUCAAUCAAAGAAAUUGAGACCCGGAAAUUUUUCCAUUGCUGGCUCAUAACACCAAUGCAUGAAUUUUAUUUAUGGAACCAUUUAUCUCAAUCUAUUGGUUAUCAAUUGUGAUUUGUGGAUUUAAUUAAACUAUUUCAGAAUGACAUGAAUAAGGGAAUUUUUGUGGGUUGACAAAAGUGUUUAUGGUUAAACAAGAAUUGUGAGUUUGAUGCAUUAAAAGGAACUUAUUCAAGGGGAGGAAAUUAAUAAAAUUUUUUGGGUGAUGGCUGGAGAAAUUAUGGGUCAAGAACCCAUGCAAGUGCCAUGGGUUUAUAUGAGUUAAAACCAAAUUCCAUACAGAGAGCUUGUGGAUGUGGAUGUGGAUGUGGAUGAAUUCAGCAGCAGCUUCAUGAUGCAAUAUUUUCCUGUACUUACCAUAGUGAUGAAUUUAUUAUGAUAUAUAAUAUAAAUACUUUUGCAUCGGUCUGCUUUUCAGCUUAGUUUCUUUUGGUUGCAGGCUUGAUCAACUAUAAAGGGGCGGAGGUGAAUUCAUGCCUCUGGUAUGUGCCUAUUUCCCCUCCCUUGUAUAUCAAAAUUGCAGGUGUUAAAUUGAUGGCGCACACCACCGAAACACUUGCCACCUCAGGAGGAGGGAAAGCACCGGGGAAACCAAAAAAUUUGGGUGCCAUCCUGAACCAAUCUUUAUAUGGUUCUGUGUGGUUCAGCUUGCAUUCGUACCCUUUCCUGUGAUAAAUUCUGGUUGAAGAGGUCAGUUUUAUGGGAAUUCUAUUCAUAUUAUGUCUC
This is a messenger RNA of Rubroshorea leprosula, 1477 nucleotides long. The record is from the annotation of a GenBank genome assembly. NCBI's taxonomy places the organism in Eukaryota, Viridiplantae, Streptophyta, Magnoliopsida, Malvales, Dipterocarpaceae.